Molecule: messenger RNA, 6402 nt
Organism: Petromyzon marinus (sea lamprey)
Lineage: Eukaryota; Metazoa; Chordata; Hyperoartia; Petromyzontiformes; Petromyzontidae
Product: bone morphogenetic protein receptor type-2-like
Biological process (GO): protein phosphorylation; BMP signaling pathway; cellular response to growth factor stimulus
Cellular component (GO): plasma membrane; signaling receptor complex
Molecular function (GO): transforming growth factor beta receptor activity; ATP binding
Source: RefSeq, a predicted model, not a curated record
UUGUGUUGUGGUUAUUGCAUACAUGAUGCCUUGAAUAAAGGUGUCGGUUUUUGCGCCAGUUAAAAGGGUUAAACCUAUUUCUAUACCAGUACUGUAUUUAUUAUGGCGUCAUACUUCAUCAGGCCACCAGAGGGCGGCCCGAACCGUUCAAUUCGAGUCCCAAGUGUCUCCCUGUUCAAACACGAAAGGGGGCGCCACUUGGCCACAUUGAUUCUGAGCCAGCGGGUGCUAAUUCCAUAUUCCCAUGAAGGCCAGUCUAUCAAUAUUGCAGCUACUGUAAAUCUGAGCAGGGUGUCAAGUGAAGUUAACAGAGCGGUUUCAAUAACAGUUGACCAAAUGUUUAACCAAAAUAUGGUGUCGGUGACACAAUGGCGUGUUUCCCUGACAUUUGGUCAUGGUUUUGUAGAAUUAGUCGUAAACAUGUUUUUCCUCAACUGUGCCACUUUUUGUGUAACAUCAUUGAUGUUUGCUUUUGGGAACAAGAAGUUUUCCCAGGUCACCUGGACCUAUAUUUUUAAUCAGCAAGAUCAAUAUCCGUAAUAAAAGGAUAUGAGAUUAAAUUGACACCGACCAAUUAAAAAACGGAAUGUGGUGUGCACUAUUUUCAUGAUGGCGUCAUGACUGACACCUCCGAUUAGCACUGUUGGCUACGUACGGUGCGAAAGAAGUUCUGCUUCCAUACAUGGGCACAUUAGUUCAUCAAACUGGUUUUCCUAAUGAAAAACAAAAACACCCAUUUAAAUCCGCAUUCAGAAGGGGGUGGUGGUGGUCAUUCUUUUUCUAGUGGUGCGCAUUUCACAUUCCUCUAUAACGAGGACCAGUCUCCAGAUGAUACCUACUCGUUGGCUGCCAAGUUAGUGAAACUUUUUUUUUAUUGACCCGAAGUUAAUGAAACGCCGAGUCUGUUCCAGCCUGAUCUUUCAACUUGAACCUUGACGCUUGUUGGGUGGAACCCCACCGUAAGUUAAUACAUGUGGUGCCUGAUGGACUUUCCAUGUUCUCUCAAAGGGCCACGAGAAGUUUCGAAAUUUUGCGACAACCGACAUUAUGGCUCGAAGGUUAUUUAUACAUCUGGUUGAGCAAUUCAACACAGCUUUUGAGUUUCGUGCUAAACGCCGAUCGAGUAAUCCGUCUCAAGUAGGCGUUGCAGCCGCCGAUAGAAAGCUGACCAAACCCGCUUACGGGCCCAUCUCACAACUACGAGAUAAGAUUUUGAAACCCCACGGCGUCCCCUUGUCGUGAGAUCACUGGGUAUGUUGCCCAGGGUACUGCGACCACGCUGGUUCCGUGGUGCUGCUUGGUUAAGCGGUGGAGGAUCACACCCAGGAACCGGUUCGGAUAUCAGCCAGCUCACGAAUUGUUGUUCGCCGUGGCCGGCAAUAUAACACAAAAAACAACAAACGAAACAACAAAAAAACGUCCAGUUUCAAAGCGCGCGGUUCCGCUAAUCACUUAUAUAUAUACCCCGCCGCUCCACUCGCUCGACCAUAAAUAACGCCGCUGAUGCAUUUUUUUGUGUGUUUGUGUGCGUGCGGUCGAGUUGCGGAUAGCGAAAACAUUUCUGCUUGGACGGCCUUUUGUUGGAUACGUGAGGGAGGAGGAGGAGGUUUGUUUGGGGAGGGGUUUAACGUGGCGGUGACGUCUUCUCGAGAGCCUCCUCCACCAUCCCACAGCAUCGUUCAUCCCGCCACGAUAAUCACAACCACCGAGCCGAGCCGAGGUCAACAUCCUCCGUUGUUGAUCAACCGGCGUGUGGGAAGAUUCGUGGUUAAAGGUCCUCCCUCCUAUACCCUCCCAUACAGUCCGGUUAGGAGGAGAAGGAGGAGGAGGAGUGGGGGGACGAAAGCACAGGCGGGAGGGGGGGGAAGCCGUGAUUUUUAGCGAAUCGUUCGCCGAGUGAUGGUCACGGUGGUGAUGCUGAUGAUGGUGGUGAUGAUGGUGAUGGCUGGCGCGCUCAUUCCCUGGACCGUGGCGGCGAUGGCGUGGGUCCCUGUCGCAGGCUCCAAGCCGAGCGGAGAGAUGUUCUGCGCGUGGUCCGACGACACGGCGAGCAACGGCUCGGCCGCCGGGCACAGCUCGCCCGUGCGUUCCCACAACGAUACCAUCCCCUGCCGCGAGAACAGCCACUGCUACGGGCUGUGGGAGAAGGAGCCGAGCGGCAACUACCGCAUCAUCAAGCAAGGCUGCUGGCUACAGCCCGGGGAGAAGCUCAACUGCCGGCAGUCGGAGUGCCUUGUGUCGGUGCCGCCCACCAAUAUCCUCAACGGACGCUCGCGCUUUUGCUGCUGCGUGGGAAACAUGUGCAAUGCCAACUUCACGGAAACCUACAUCACUCCGCCUCACCCCACCAACGUCCUGCCUCUCGGACCACCGAUGAACGGCAGCUACCGCGAGCAGGCCGUCAUCAUCGCGUUUACGUCCGUCUGCACUGCGGCCGUCAUCAUUAUCAUCCUUUUCCUCAUCUUCCGCCUCUACACGGUAAAGAGAAAAGGAAGUUUCCACAACAUUAACCUGAUUGAGGCCCCAUCGCUGCCCUCCCUGGCGCUUGACAGCUUGAAGCUGAUCGAGGUGAUCGGCCGGGGGCGCUACGCGUCCGUGUGGAAGGGCAUGCUGGAGGAGCAGCCCGUGGCUGUGAAGGUGCUGGGAGCCGGCAGCCGCCACAACUUUGUGACGGAGAAAGAGAUGUACCGCCAGCCUCUGAUGGAGCACGAGAAUAUCGCGCGAUUCAUCGCGGCCGAGGAGCGGAGUGCGGCGGACGGGCGGCCCGAGUACAUCAUCAUCCUCGAGUACUACCCUGACGGCUCGCUGGCGAACUACCUGUCCCACAUCUCCAGCGACUGGCUCGCCUCGUGCAAGCUGGCGCACAGCGUCUCCCGCGGCCUCGCCUACCUGCACGCCGAGCUCGUGCGCGGGGACCAGCACAAGCCGGCGCUCGCGCACCGCGACCUCAACAGCCGCAAUGUGCUGGUGCGCGGCGACGGCAGCUGCGUGCUUAGUGACCUGGGCUUCACCAUGCGGCUCUCGGGCCAGAGGCUUGUGCGGCCCGGAGAAGAGGAGGCGGCCGCCAUCAGUGAGGUGGGCACUAUCCGCUAUAUGGCACCCGAGGUGCUGGAGGGCGCCGUGAACCUGUGCGACUGCGAGUCGGCGCUCAAGCAGGUGGACGUCUACUCACUGGGCCUCGUCUACUGGGAGAUCUUCACGCGCUGCACCGACCUCUUCCCCGGGGAGUCGGUGCCAGACUUCCAGCUGGCCUUCCAGGAGGAGGCAGGGAGCCAUCCGACGGUGGAGGAGAUGCAGGUGCUGGUGUCACGGGAGAAGCGGCGGCCUCGAUUUCCCGACACGUGGAAAGAAAACAGUUUGGCUGUGCGCUCACUCAAGGAGACGAUGGAGGACUGCUGGGACCAGGACGCGGACGCGAGGCUCACGGCCGACUGUGCCGAGGAGCGAAUUGCGGAGCUCGCGAUGGCCUGGGAACGCUCCCGCCCACUGAGCCCCACCGGCAACGGCAACGUGCAUGCCGCACCAUGCCUGCCGGCACACCAAGCCGGCCACAGUGAGAGGAACACAGUUCAGAUCCGGAGAUUCCCCAGGACAGGAUUGUCCGACGCAGAUGGUGCUUCUUGCUCAACCGACGCGCGCGCCGACAGCUCCAUCUCCACAAGUACAUCCGUGUCGGGGGCAGCUACCGAGAAAAACCUCCAGAACAUGGGCCGAGGGUGGCACGGGGCCCCCCCGGGGUCUCCCGAGACGAGCCUCACCACCCUGUCCAGUGCCACCCCCACCGGCGACGACACCGCCACUGGCGUCCCGGUCCGGAACGUCGGCGGCAUGCUGCUGCUCGACGAAGCCACCGCGGCCGAAGCAUCGCGUGUCGCGGCGGCGUCCGGCCCCAGCCCUGCCCGUCUCCAGAUGAUGGCCGCUGACUUGCAAGCAGUUAAGCUCGACCCCACCGAGGCUGACAAGAACCUGAAGGACAGCUCGGACGAGAACCUCACGGAGACGGCCUCGUCGAAGUGCUUCGACGGCGCUGCGCUAAAACUAGGCCCGCUCGUGCAGCUGGCCGCCUCCGCCAUCGGCGACAAGCAGAGGCGCAUGGCACCACCAGACGCACGGCUGCUGCGCUCGCAGGCCCUGCAGACGCCGCCACGGCCGCCCUUGCCCAAGCAGCCCAACGUGGCCGCCAGGGUGCGGCCUAGCACCCUGCCACUCCAGUUGACGACGACGGCCAACGGCAGAGGCCUCCGCGCGAAAGCGGGCAACGGCAGGGAUGAGAAGUCGAACAUCCGGCACGAAGCGGCGGCGGCGACCGUGGCGGUGAAUGCUGCUCGCCCCGUGGCUGAGACAGCCGUGGAGGACGAUCGCAGGCCGGGCGAGUCAGCCACAAGGGAGGCUGCCAUCGGGCUGUCUACCGCUCGAGACUCCACCUCGCAGUCGCCUAGCGUCCAGGACGAACACGCGCCGCUUCUGAGAGGUGAGAGGCACCAUUCGAGGGGGAGGUCUGGUAACAGUAACAACAGCAACAACAACAGCGGUGGUGGCGGCGACGCUGGUGGGGUUGGUGGCAGCGGCGGCAGUGGCACUGUUGGGGUUGGCGGCGGCGGCGGCGAUGGUUGCGGUACAGCGGCAGAGGAAAGCGCCAGGGGGCUUGUUGCUGCUUGUGAGAGCCGGAGUUUGGCCGAGCGAAGGCUGCGGAGGCCAAACUCGCUGGACCUGGGCAAGGCACUGUUUGGAGGCGUCUCGCGGGAAGCAGCCCUCCACCCCUCAGGUCAGCUGCCGAUUCCAGCCGAGCGCAUCAAGAGGAGGGUGAAGACGCCGUACUCACUCCGCAGGGGGCGACCAGCCACCUGGGCCGCACUGUCCAGCAACGCGGCAUCUUGCGUCGACGCCUCUUCGCUGUCUGGCAGCUUCUCGCUGGCGCUGUCAGGCAGCGGCGAGGACGCUGUGUGACCCAGCGCUGCGCAACACCGAGCCGGGAGGCCGGGUGACAGAGAUGCGGGAACUGUUUUUUUUUGUGUCAGAGGACUGAGCCAGGUGAGUGGCCUCCGACAGAACAAGAUCAAGGCCGAGUUCAACGAGAGCGAUGGAUCGGGGACUGUGGGUAACAGUUUUGUGACACACAGGGCUUAGUUUCUCAGUGAAUAUUUUCUGGGUAACUGCUGGACUAGAGUGCAGAUGUGUGACAAGUUUCCGCGGCCAUACCAAGAGGUGUACUAGAUGCGGCGUGCCGGUUGUGGAAAUAUUGUUUGGGAUGCCGACCAGGACAGACCCAGGUGAAAUUAAGGCCUAAUUAAGUGUUCCUUUGGUCGCAGCAGUCAUGAAGGUGACACAACUAUGGAGAGCACAAAGUACACAUGUACAACGUACAUACGACAUGUAUGUCUUUGCAAAGAGACAUUGGGCAACGUUUUCUUAAGCGUACAGCAAGUGAACGUACUCUACAGUAAACUCGCAAAAAUACUGUGUUUCUGUUGAGACAUUAUUGGGUUUUUAAAAUUCUGAAAUCGGUAUCACUUCUGUAAGUUCUUGUGGUAUUUCUGAGAAAUAUCAAAAUAUAUUAAGUUUUGGGGCGCCUACAUUACCGUUAUUAUUGCUUUAACAUCGUUAUCUCGCUCUGUUAAAUCUGAUUGAUAUAUUCCGACAUUUAGAUAAGAUCUACAAAUUUUAUGAUCUGUUCCACAUGUACAGCUUGUUCAUUUAUAGGACAUGUUAAGUCUAAAUAUUAUUGUACAAUAUUGCAUACUGGCUUGGUAAUAUUAUAAGUCUAAGUAAAAACAGCAAGUAAUUAGUAAUUUAUGAUGUCCUUUCAUUGCCUAGAUAAGACUCGUCUUUGCUUCAUAUUAGAAAAUGAACCCCACAUGCAGCAUACCACGCAUUCAUUCAUCCCUGCAGCACUUUAGUUUGCUCUGAUAAUUUUAUUUGGUCAUUCUGUAAUCGUUAUUGCUGGUUUUGCUGUAAUUUGCAGUAAAUUGCACUUUUAUGCAUACGUAUUUUUUUAUUGUGUUGAAAUUUGUCCCAGAAAAACGAUUGCCUAUGUUACGUUGUAAAUAGUCAAGAAGCGUAAGCGAUCAGCACUUAUUUGCGGUUCCUCAUUCUGUUGGAAGAUUACCUGACAUGUUUUGUGAACUUAGCCUCGUUGCCAGAAUGUCAAAAAUGCUUCGGGUUAAGAUACAGUGUGCUCUUUAUUGAACUGCCAUUCAUAAUGAGAUUCAUGUAAACAUUUAUAAAACAAUGUCAUUUACGAAUUAAAUUUGCCGACUGUUAUCUUAAACUCACGUUUUGUUUGUUAUAAAAUGAUCAGAAAAAUGCCACAGCCGUUUAUGAAAUGCAAUAACAACAAAACUGUAAGUACAGUAGUUUGAUGGUGUCUGCUGUUAUAAAAAAAUAAAAGUGAACAUGCUUUGA